AUGUCUGAAGAUGAUGGUUUACUUUUGAAUUUUUCUACUGAGCCAGCAGUGGUUUCAAAUGCCCCUCAGAAUAGAACUGCUAAAGAAGGACCAAGAAAGAAGAAGAAUCCUGAAAAGAAAAAGCUUACCACUUCAUAUUCCAGACCUAUUUCAAAGAGAAGGCUUCUUGAAGAAGGACAAGAAGAUACUCCUGAAAGCAAGCGCGCGAGAAAUGAUGCCAUUGAUAAAAAUACUUUUGUCUCGUCGCUUUUCAGUUCCAAUGGAGAAUCUUCCACCAACAAGAACAACUCGAACUCCGUACAAUUGGACCCUUCCAAUGCUCCUCUAACCGGUAGUGGUGUCACUUUUGCAUCACUCGGGAUAGAUGAGAAGUUAUCAGGGUAUCUUGAAGAAAAAUUGAAUUUCAAGACUCCGACCAAGAUUCAAAGACUUGUGAUCCCAACUCUUUUAAAAGCUCAACAAGAUUUAUUCAUUCAGGCUCAAACUGGGUCAGGGAAAACUCUAAGUUUCUCAUUACCGAUCUUCAAUACUCUAAUGAGCUUAUCCACCCCGGUAUCCAGGGAAAGUGGAUUAUUUGCCAUCAUUCUUGCGCCUUCUAGAGAAUUGGCAUUGCAAAUCUACUCGGUAUUGGAACAAUUAAACAAACGGUACGUGAAGAUCGUCCCGGGGAUCGUUAUUGGUGGUGAAAAGAAAAAAUCAGAAAAGGCUAGAUUGAGAAAAGGGGUCAAUAUAUUAGUAUCAACUCCAGGUAGAUUAUUGGAUCAUUUAAACUCCACCAAGAACUUGCACGAAAACUUGAGUUUGGUGAGAUGGUUGAUUUUGGAUGAAGGGGAUAAAUUGAUGGAAUUGGGUUUUGAAGAAACUUUGACAAAUAUCAUUAAAAUCAUUGAAAGUGCGACAGGAAGCAAGCUUACUCAUACUAAUAGAGAAUACCCAGAAUUACCAAGAAGAAGAAUCAAUGUGCUUUGUUCAGCAACCAUUAAGAGUAAUGUGAAAAAAUUGGGAGAAAUUUCGUUGAAUAAUCCACAAUUGAUAACUAGUGGUAAAGAAACUAAUCCUGGAAAUGUAGUGGAAUUCCCUGAUGAAAGUAAUGCCACAGUACCAGACCAGUUGACUCAAGAUAUUUUGGUGGUGCCUCCAAAGUUGCGACUUGUAUCUUUGGCAGGGGUUUUAAAGAAUAUCACAAACGUUAAGACCAGUGGUAGUAGAACAAUUGUCUUUUUAUCUUGUGCCGAUUCUGUUGAUUUCCAUUUCGAUGUGUUUACAAGAGACGGGAAAGCAUUGUUAUCAUCUAAAGGAGGUGCGAGAAGAUUUGUCAAAUCCAGAUUUAGGGCCCCUAAACCAACUCCUAGUGAAGAUAAAGAUGAUAAGAAAAAAGAAGCUAAAAAACCGUUGCCGCCAACAGAACCAAGUGAGGUUGAUAUGGUUGACUCGGCAAUGAGCGCCCCAACUUUGAAUCCAAACACCACGAUUUAUAAAUUACACGGUAUGUUACCUCAACAUAUCCGUACUGCCACUUUACAACAUUUCACGAAAUCUGAUACCUCUGAUAACCAGCACUCCAUCUUAUUUUGUACUGAUGUUGCCUCUAGAGGGUUAGAUUUGCCAUUGAUUUCUACGGUCAUUGAAUACGAUCCGUCGUUCGCCUUGGAUGAUCAUUUACACCGUGUUGGGAGAACUGCUAGAGCUGGGAAGGCCGGGAGAUCGGUGCUUUUCUUACUUCCUGGAGAUGAAGAAAACUACAUUAAAAGAUUGGAGUCACAUCAUACCUCAGGAUUUAAUAUUUUAAAUUAUGAAAAGGUGCUCAAGGAGAGUUUUGAAGAUGAGGAAAAGAAGAAGAAAUGGGAUGUCGAGGCCACCACCUGGCACUUGAAUGUCGAACGUUGGUUAUUGGAAGAUCAACUGUGCCUUGCUAAAGCAGAACAGGCGUUCAGCUCUCAUAUAAGAGCAUACGCUACCCAUUUAUCUUCCGAGAGGGACUGUUUCAACCUUAGGUCACUUCAUCUUGGGCAUUUGGCAAAAAGUUUUGGGUUGAGAGAAACCCCUAAGAAGUUGGGUCGUAAAUACGGUAAUGGGAAAGGAAAAGGUAAAUCAGGUAGUGAAGAACCAAAGAAGCAAAAGAUGGAAGACCCUAAGAAGAAGAUGCUUAGAAUGGCGGCAAUGGCUGUCAAGCUGCAAAGCAGCGAAUUCAAUUUUAUGUAA
Molecule: messenger RNA, 2202 nt
Organism: Saccharomycopsis crataegensis
Lineage: Eukaryota; Fungi; Ascomycota; Saccharomycetes; Ascoideales; Saccharomycopsidaceae
Gene: DBP7
Product: putative ATP-dependent RNA helicase
Exons: 1
Coding region: 1-2202 (733 amino acids)
Biological process (GO): ribosome biogenesis
Cellular component (GO): nucleus
Molecular function (GO): RNA helicase activity; ATP binding; nucleic acid binding
Source: RefSeq, a predicted model, not a curated record